Molecule: messenger RNA, 318 nt
Organism: Clunio marinus
Lineage: Eukaryota; Metazoa; Arthropoda; Insecta; Diptera; Chironomidae
Source: the annotation of a GenBank genome assembly
AUGAAACAAAGUUUCCGGACUAACAAACCAAAAACAGAAGAACAAAAAAUAACAGGCACAUCAAACAAACAAACAAAGGGAAAACUCUGUGAUGGGUGUUGUCAGGCUGAGAAAAAUUUAGCGGAACGUAGGCGCAGUGACUUGAAAAUCGUCAAUCAAGUUUAUUAUUUUGAAAUAAAGCAGGAAAUUCUAUUAACUGUUCAUCAUUAUUCCUGGUUUGAGCUUGUAGCCAUUUCCCCACUUGUUACUAAUAAUCAUCUAACUUGGCAAAAUAUCUCAAGUUUAGAUUCUAAACGAGUAACGGGUAUGAGUGGUUGA